GGCAUUAGCGUCUCAGCUUCAGUGGAAGCACGACAGCGUUUGUGGAAAACGUCAAAUUUAAUUCAAGGUUUUUUUUCUCUGUCGCUCCCGUAAAUAACUCGUAAGUGCGAAAGUGAUAGAUGCGCUGCAUCAUGACGGAAUCCAAAGAAACGUCGCGAAUUAUAACCACUUUGUUUUAAUUUAAAUGUGUAAACAUUGUUCUUAUAUUCAUUUUCACGUGUGCCUGUGAUACAUAAAAUUGGAAUUAAUAAAUUGGAUGUUUGUGCAGUGACCAUGGAUCUUCUAGGGCUUCCCGUUGUUAUGAUCGAAAACAUUUUCUCGUAUUUAUCCUACGAUGAGAUUGCAAAGAAUAGAUUGGUGUCCAGAGCGUUCAAUGAGAUCAGCAUGCGCAUGCUGAACCGCGGGUUCAUGAUGAUCGAGAGACGCCACGCCAUGGCCCUCAAGAGUGUGAAGGCACAGCUUCCCAGGAGGGAGUCGGAGAGAAGGUAUCAUCACCUGUCCCGCCACUGUGAUAUCCUGACGUCGAUAGAGACUCGCAUCUCUAUGCUCAACAUGACAUACUCCAAGUUUAUAGACAACGGACUCUGCUGUUUCAUUCCCGGAAAGGUCAUAGACGAGAUCAGACGUGUCCUCACAAUAGUAGAGACAUCCACCACGCCGCCACGAGCCCACGAAGUUCUCCAGGAGUUGAGAGACAUCUCCAGCAUGGCCAUCGAACACUUUGACGACAAGAUCUCCCCGGCCUUCCGCAAACGGCUGCAGCAGGGAGUCGUGCAGCCCACGCCUAGACCCUCGCAUGUGCUAGCUCCCCUGGCGAUCCGGCAAGAAAUGAUCCACCUGCGGCAGCGCUCCAUCCUCAACGCCAAGCUGUCUCUAUACCUCGCCUCACAGUACAAGAAGUUCCACAAACGGGUGAUGGAGUACAAGAAGAUUGCGUGGCGACAGCAGAAGACUAUCAGGGACCUUACCAAGAGGCAGCGGGAACAGGACAAUGCUAUUGCUGAUCUAAAGAAACGUAUCGAGGAAUGCGAUAUCAAGUACACUGAGCUCACACACACCAACCAAGCUGUCGGAGGGAAGGCUAUAGCUGCGAGUGCAGGUGGCGAGCCGACGUCCCCCGCCCAGCCCCUGCGGCACUUCUCCAGUCAGAUCAAGUUGGAUCUCUCCGUGCUACCCAUUGGCACGUCCAAGAGAAAUAAUAAAUUACUACCAAACAUGAAGCCGCGAAAACCACUGAUCAAGCUGCCGAGCCUAUCAGAAGACGAUUCAGAACCGCCCCCAAAGCUGCCAAAAAUGGAUGAAAGUCGUUUCAACCCCACACCAUCCACAUCCAUGGACAAACAGAGCCCAAAAACUAAAUCUCAAACCACUAUCGCCAAAAUUAGGGGCAUUGCUAACGAAAUAAGAUACCUCACAAACCUCCCAAAGGCUUACGAAGCCAAACUAAAACGCCCCCUAUCGCUAACUAGCGAACUAAACGUACCUGAGAUCAAAAAACAGAAACUAGAUUAAGGGUACUCGAUUUUGAACUUUAUCUCCUUUUGUAUAGAGACGAUAAUUGAUUCGUAAGGUAUGCUAUGCGAUUUUGAGCUUUAUUGCAUAUAUGAUGUGGUCGAGAGUUGCUUGUAUGUGUAUUGACUCAAUAAUGCGGUUUGUGUUGCCUGGUUUUGCUACUAGAUGGCGUUGGUGUGCCGUUAGGUCUUGUAGGUCUAAAUGAUUGUAGUCAAAACGUUAUGUGACUUAUGUCUAUAAGAUAUCAAUGCCUUAUAAAAAUUAUGUUAAACUUUCAAUAGGUAAAAUGCCUUCUAUUUAGUAUUUUUCUUUGAUAUAAAAAAAAAAUAUUUCUAACAGCCAUACUCAGAGUCAUUUAAUGGUUACUUAAACCAGUCCUUAGCAAUUGUUUUCGGAACAAAAUCGUCACUAAGGGAUAGUUUAAGUAAUCAUUAAAUGUCUCUGAGUACGGCAGCAAAUUUUACAAAAUUCUCAUUAGUGUUAAAGUUUGAAAUUGCUGAUGUAUGGUAAUAAGCUCGCUUCUUAUUACGUUUUAGUAGGACUAGUUACAUUUAGGGCCUAUUGCCAUAUACCAUACAAUUCCAAACUAAAGACAUUCUCUGACAAUUUAAAAAAAAAAUGGAAAUUAAAAAUAUUGUGUCAUAGUCGGGAAUCGAACCAAUGCCUGGUUUAAAAGACCUUUUUUUUAAAUGGUGAGGAUAUUACAAUUUGUAUAUCAAUUGACGUGAAAUUAUUCUUUUAAAUAGCAAAUAUUUUGCUAUAAUUAGUUUUAUUAUUUAUGUACACAAAAAAACUAACACAACCAUGUCUAAUUUAAACUAGCAUUUUGUUCUUAAUUAACAACUAAACCGUAGAAUUAUUGGAUCAAAAAUAUAAUUAUUACCAUUUUCGAGUUAACCUGUCUAAUUUCGAGCUUGACCGGAGCUGAUAAAAAUUCGUCAUUCGAAUAAUUCUACGGUAUAAAUAAACUGACAUUAUUAGUGCAUAAUUUUAUUGAAAUUGACGCUAAAAAUGUAAGUACAAGUUAAUAAUAAACAAUUUGUUAUUUUUUAUUAUUAGUAUGUGCUAAUACUUGAUUUUUGUACGUUAGAGCAUCUAUUCAUAAUAUGUAAGAUAUAUAAACUAUAUAGCGGAGUGAAAGAGAAAGUAUAAUUAUAAAAAAAACUAAAAUUAAAAA
Messenger RNA from Spodoptera frugiperda (fall armyworm), 2689 nucleotides. It is a transcript of the gene pall, whose product is annotated as F-box only protein 28. Gene Ontology annotation, biological process: protein polyubiquitination. The transcript has 9 exons. Gene Ontology annotation, molecular function: protein binding. NCBI's taxonomy places the organism in Eukaryota, Metazoa, Arthropoda, Insecta, Lepidoptera, Noctuidae. The record is from RefSeq and is a predicted model, not a curated record. Bases 274 to 1512 code for a protein of 412 amino acids.